AAUAAUAAUAAUAGCAUUGGAUUUGAAUAUCAUAUGAAUAUAUAGUAAUUGUUUUGUUAACCGAAACAUAUCAUCGAUGACAGACACCGACCACUUGAAGACAUAUUGUCUAAGAACUAGUAUUCAAUGUCAUUCAUCUGACAUCCGAUGUGUGUCCGCACUACCGAACGGUGGUUUUGUCACCGGAUCUCGAGAUAAGACAUGUAAAGCCUAUUUACCCAUUGAUAAUAUCAAUGGUUUCAAUGAAGUCCAGAAUCUUCUCGGACCAGAAAACUAUAUCUCUAGUAUCUGUUGUCUCAAUACUAACAACGAAACCUUUAUUUUUGUUGGAAGUAAUGAUUCAAACAUUUAUUGUUAUUCUUUGGAAAACUCUGAACCCAUUUACAAACUUCAAGACCACUCGGGAACAGUUUGUGCUUUAAGUGUCAACAAUGAAAGAGCACUUGUAGUGAGCGGUUCUUGGGAUCAGACGUGUCGAGUCUGGAAAGAGAAAAAAUGUGAAGCAGUACUCGUUGGUCACGAGGCAGCCGUUUGGAGUACAGCUGUCAUUGGGGAACAUGUGUUGACCGGUUCGGCAGAUAAGACAAUCAAGUUAUGGAAAUUAGUACCUAAUGUUGAAUGUAUUAUCACAAUGAGUGGUCACACGGAUUGUAUUCGUGGCUUAUCUGUUAUAUCAGACACUGAGUUCAUCUCAUGUUCUAAUGACGCAUCUAUUCGUCUUUGGAAUAUAAAAGGAGAGAUAGUCCGAGAAUUUUAUGGACACGAAAACUACAUUUACUCGAUCGCCAACAUUACCGGUGGCCACGAGUUUGCCUCUUGUAGUGAAGACAGAACUGUCAGAAUAUGGAAUAAUAAUGACUCUAAAGACAAACAAACCAUACCAUUGCCGGCAACAACUCUUUGGUCAAUAACUCGACUCUCAAACAAUGAUUUAGCAAUCGGUUCGUCGACCGGAAAGAUAUACAUUUUUACAAGAGAUGAUAAACUAAAGGCAAAACCUGAAGAACUUAAACUAUUAGAAGAAGAAUUGGCAAAAUCAACACUACAUGUCAGUGAUAUCGGAGACAUCAAAGUAAGUGAAUUACCCACUGCUGACACAUUGCUUAUGCCGGGAACUAAAGACGGACAAACCAAACUCGUCAAAGAUGGUGAUAAAGUGACAGUUCAUAAUUGGGACGCCACUAAACAACAGUGGAUUAAAAUUGGUGACGUUGUCGGUGCCGCCGAUACUAAUAAAGAACUUUAUGAAGGAGUUGAAUACGAUUAUGUAUUUUCUAUUGAUAUCGAAGAAGGAAAGCCACGCUUGAAAUUGCCGUACAAUAAGAAUCAAAAUCCAUACGCAGUCGCCCAGGAUUUUAUAGAUAAACAUAAUUUAAGUCAACUCUUUUUGGAUGAAAUCGCAAAUUUUAUAAUCAAAAACACUUCAACUCCAGCGACAAUUAGUGGACAAAAUUGUGAUCCUCUAACUGGAGGCUCAAGUUAUUCAACACAACAAAAUGGUUCAGUAGUUCAACCGAUGGAUAUUUCGGUAAAUAAUGAUUUUCCAGCAAAAGGACUUUUUCCACAAGAGAAACAUAUAUUAUUUGAAUCGAUUAAUGUCGAGGGAAUCGCUAAAAAGUUGAAAGAAUUUAGUGAUUUAUUAUCACCCGAAUUGCGUCUCGAGUCGGAUGACAUUCAAAUACUUUUAAGAUUAUCUGACUUAUCAUUUGAAGUCGAACCGAAACAAUUGAGACUAAUUCGACAUUUACUUUCGUGGCCUAAGUUGUAUAUAUUUCCUGCACUCGAUCUGAUUCGCGCAAGUCUUCUGUUGCCACAAAUCAAUGAAGAUCUUUGCGCUUCAAAAGAUUCGAUGCGACUCAUCGAUACACUUCUUGUUUGUGGUACGGAUGCAAACUCUACACCAAAUCAAUUGGUCGCUUAUCGGGCCAUUUGUAAUUUGUUUGCUCAUCCAGUUGGUCAACAUUUAGCUUUAGCUAACGGUUCUAUCAUUUUUAAAGCGUUAUCAAAGCCAUUGUCAACUAAUAAGAAUGCAAUGACAGCUUUGUCCACAAUUUUUCUUAACUUUGCCAUAACUUUUAAUAAGACAAAUGAACAGAAUUCAGAGCAAAAAUUUCAAUGCUUUACAACUGUUAUCAACCAUUUGAAUGAAAUCAUUGAACCCGAGGCUGUAUAUCGACUUCUGGUUUCUUUGGGAACUCUAGCUUUCAAUGACUCGAAUAUUAACAAUCUUUUUAAAAAUGAAGAACUAUUGGAUUUACUUAAAAAGAUUAAAAGUAAUAUAAAGGAAGAAAAAGUUGUCAAAUGUGUUGAUUUACUAUUAGAAAUGUGAUUACUUGUGAUUUCUUAAUAUUUUAUAUAUUUUAUAUAAUA
Messenger RNA from Oppia nitens, 2370 nucleotides. RefSeq names its product phospholipase A-2-activating protein-like (gene Plap). Gene Ontology annotation, cellular component: nucleus; cytoplasm. The record is from RefSeq and is a predicted model, not a curated record. Gene Ontology annotation, biological process: proteasome-mediated ubiquitin-dependent protein catabolic process; ubiquitin recycling. Lineage: Eukaryota; Metazoa; Arthropoda; Arachnida; Sarcoptiformes; Oppiidae. Gene Ontology annotation, molecular function: ubiquitin binding. The transcript is spliced from 4 exons. Bases 77 to 2329 code for a protein of 750 amino acids.